GGACUUGUCAUCGUCAACCACAUCCCCUUUUCACUUACAUUAAUCAUGUCGGAUCAGCUUAGCUUGCAGUCGAGAAUCAAGAUGCGGGAUGGGCGGGGGAUCCCGGUAGUUGGGUUCGGAACCUACGAGAUGGAUGGAAGAGAAGCGUACGAAGCUGUGACCGCCGCACUCGAGACCGGGUACCGCCACAUCGACUCUGCCGAGUGGUACGAGAACGAGCGCGAGGUCGGCCAGGCUAUCCGCGACUUCUGCAAGAAGCACAACGUUCCGCGCGAGGAGAUCUUCUACACCUCGAAGCUCAAGCUCAACAACGGGUACGCGGGUGUGAAGGCGGCGAUCAAGCGCUCGCUCGAUGCGUGCGGACUUGGGUAUAUCGACUUGUACCUUAUCCAUGGACCGAUAGGCGGCCCGCAGGCGAGGAAGGAGAGCUGGCAGGCUAUCUGCGAUGUGCAGAAGGAGGACGGGACACUGAAGACGUGUGGGAUUAGCACGUACGGCGUCAAGCAUAUCCGUGAGAUGGAGGAGUACGGGCUACCGAUGCCUGUCGUGCAUCAGAUCGACCUGCACCCGUUCCAGACGAGGCAGGCUAUCGUUCACGAGUCGAAGAAGCAUGGUAUGACUAUGGAGGCUUGGGCUCCGCUCGUUCGCGCUAUGCGCUUCGAUCACUGGGCGAUCAGCAGGGUGGCGAAGAAAUACAAUAAGUCGCCCGCGCAGGUGCUUUUGCGCUACUCUUUGCAGAAGGGCUACGUUCCGCUGCCCAAGACGGUCAGCAAGGAGCGGAUGGUGUCCAACGCCGACAUCUUCGACUUCGAGUUGUCCGAAAUCGAGAUGGCGGACUUCGACGGAUUGGACGAAGGCCUGGUCACCGACUGGGACCCGACGACGGUGCCUUAGACUAGGGGCCUACGAGUAAAAUCCAGCGUACGCAAUCCGUGUUCAUUGAGGAUACGGAAACCCCAAAAUGUAGAUCGUACAAAGGCAAUGUAAAACAACACAGUCGAUCGGGAAUGACACCGCGCGCGACGAGUAAUCCUCAGCUUCGAAGUACUGUAGUGCUCAAAGGUGCAGCGGGCUGCCCUCGGCUAAAGUGUACUGUGGUUCGCAUCAUAGGCUCGCCGCGCACGGUGCGCUAGACGAGGCAAGGCCCGCCCAACGUCUCGAGUGCGUGUAUC
This is a messenger RNA of Schizophyllum commune H4-8, 1172 nucleotides long. Its product is annotated as Aldo/keto reductase. The record is from RefSeq and is a predicted model, not a curated record. Lineage: Eukaryota; Fungi; Basidiomycota; Agaricomycetes; Agaricales; Schizophyllaceae. Bases 46 to 894 code for a protein of 282 amino acids. The transcript has 9 exons. Gene Ontology annotation, molecular function: oxidoreductase activity.